CACGAGCAAAGGAGGACCCAAAGUUCCGCCUACUUCAAUCUGAUUGGUUAACUGUAGCUUCUUCGUAAGCUGAUUGGUCCGUCAGACUUCCAGACAAUGACGUAUACGGAAAUACACUGGAGGAAAAGGGGUCACCGGUGAGAAACCAUUUAGCUGCACAAUGGCAGCUUCAAGGAAAGUGGCAACUUUCCGCAUGCCUCCACUGCCCACGGUGGGAGAGCUGAUAAAGCUGUACAAUCUGAGAGCUGAGAAGCAUCUGUCUCAGAAUUUCCUCCUGGACUUGAGGCUCACAGACAAGAUUGUGCGUCAGGCAGGAAGUUUGAAGGAUGCCCAUGUGUGUGAAGUGGGUCCUGGUCCUGGGGGCCUCACCCGCUCCAUCCUUAACGCCGGAGCGGCAGAUCUGCUUGUUGUGGAGAAGGAUUCACGCUUCAUCCCAGGACUGAAAAUAUUGUCUGAGGCAGCACCAGGCAAGCUGAGGAUCGUCCACGGUGACAUACUCUCCUACAGAAUGGAUCGGGGAUUCCCAGAAAGUAUCUCCAAGCCGUGGGAAGACGAGGCGCCAAACCUUCACAUCAUUGGAAAUCUCCCGUUCAAUGUUUCAACUCCUCUUAUCAUCAAGUGGCUGGAAAGCAUAGCCAACAGAACCGGGCCCUUCUCCUUCGGACGCACCCGACUCACACUCACGUUUCAGAAAGAGGUGGCUGAGCGGCUGACAGCCAGCACGCGCAGCAAGCAGAGGUGUCGUCUGUCCAUCAUGGCUCAGUAUCUCUGCACCGUCCACAACUGCUUCACCAUCCCCGGACGUGCCUUCGUCCCCAAACCAAAGGUGGACGUGGGCGUCGUUCACUUCACCCCUCUGGUUCAGCCCCAGAUUCAACAGCCCUUCAAGCUCGUGGAGAAAGUCGUCAGGAACGUUUUCCAAUUCCGUAGGAAGCACUGCCAUAAAGGAGUAGAAAAGUUGUUCCCCGAGGCUUGUCGAUUGGAGUUGACCCAGGAGAUAAUGCAAAAGGCGGAUGUGGACCCCGUUACCCGCCCCGCAGAGCUCACCAUACCCCAGAUCAGGGCUUUGGCAGAUGCCUACGCUCAACUCUGCAGCCGUGAGCCAGGUCUCCUUAGCUACGAGCACAGAGAGGAGCUCCGGCUGAAGCACCUCGCCAGGAAUAAAAGCCCUGCGUUGGGUACACUUACGGACACGCCAAGCAUCAUAACUCAGAGUGCACCCCGACCGAGCUGAGGGAGGGACAUACGGGUCUGUAACCAGGAGAAGUCCGCUAAUAGCCUCCGUCAGCACGGAGAGACAACAGACUGCUCUUAGCCCUAGCAUUUCCACCUGGUAUAUGCAUGCAUUUUUUAACAUUCUUCUUGCACCCAAAGAGCAAAAGAUAAUUUGGAGCACAUGAAUGGUGUAAGUGCACCAUUUCCUAGGAUGUGACAGCUCGUGGCACACUUGUGUAUUUUUGGGAGGAGAAUGAAAGCUAGGUAGUAGCUCCCUGCAAGUAUCCUGUGAUGCCCCAGUUUUUUUUCUCCAUUUCCAUCUAACACCUCGUCCUUCUGGGACCUGAAAUAAAUGUCAGUGUUGAGAAGAUGAUUUAAAGAAUGAGAACACGGCAGCGCCACAUCCAGGACUUUGAGUAUUGCUUGGUCACUUGGGAGACUGAGCUAAAAAGGAAAGAAAUUGUUGUGAAUUUGUCAUCUAAAAAAAGGCCCAUGUUGUACUAAAGUGUCACUUUCUUUUAUUUGCUUUGAAAAUAUGUCAGAUUUCAAUUUCUAAAUAAAUGUCAAG
Messenger RNA from Cololabis saira (Pacific saury), 1783 nucleotides. It is a transcript of the gene tfb1m, whose product is annotated as transcription factor B1, mitochondrial. The transcript has 8 exons. The record is from RefSeq and is a predicted model, not a curated record. Gene Ontology annotation, biological process: rRNA methylation; transcription initiation at mitochondrial promoter. The coding region runs from base 161 to 1234 and encodes 357 amino acids. Gene Ontology annotation, cellular component: mitochondrial matrix. NCBI's taxonomy places the organism in Eukaryota, Metazoa, Chordata, Actinopteri, Beloniformes, Belonidae. Gene Ontology annotation, molecular function: rRNA (adenine-N6,N6-)-dimethyltransferase activity; mitochondrial transcription factor activity.